GUUAGAUGGUUGACUUUUCAUGCAAUUCUCAUAAAUAAUUCAUAAUUUUACUCAAGUUCUUGCAUUUACAAGUCAUACACAAAUUUUAUAUACAUUCUAGUUGUGAAGUUCAGAAAUUUGCCCUUUGGAUAUAACGACGAGUGGUAUUCCUUGCUUAUAGGUGGUGAUUAACAGACUUUUCAAAAUGACCGAAAUUCUAAAAAGACCACGAUACGCGAAAAUGAAUAGUCUACUUUAUCCGGAAAUGUUUUCUCCAAAUUGUUUCAAAGAAGCCCUAUUGUAUAAACCAAAGUUUGGAGACUUGUUCAUAAGUACAUAUCCCAAAUGUGGUACCACCUGGAUUCAGAACAUUAUCUUGCAUAUUUUUCGGAAAGGGCAAAAGCUUAGUAAUCCAUCAGAAUUUCUCAGAUUAGCACCUUACAUAGAUAUGCAAGGACAAGAAGGUAUUGACAAGAUGCCAAGACCCGGAGCCUUCAAAACUCACAUACCUUUUUCUCGGAUGCCUUAUUCUAAAGAUGCUAAAUAUAUUUUUGUGGCCAGAAAUCCUAAAGACUGUUGCGUGUCUUCCUAUUACCACACUAGAAAUCAGCCAGGCUUUGAAUACUGGGACAGCGAUUUCAAUGAUUUUUUCGAGCUGUUCAUAGCCGGUGAAGUCCAAUACAAUGAUUACUUCGACCACUUGUUAGAUUGGUAUCCUCAUCGUAAUGACCCGAAUGUAUUUUAUACAACGUACGAACACAUGAAGAUGGAUAUACAAAGUGUCAUCAUAAGACUUUCAAGAUUCCUUGGUAAAGAAUAUAUCGAUGCAAUCGAGAAAGACAAUAAUGUUCUGAACAAUAUAAAAUUUUAUACUAAUUUCAAUUAUAUGAAAGAAAAUUUAUCAAACAUAUAUUUAAUAAAAAAAGGCAGUGACUUAGAAAAUAUGUAUGAAGGUCUGAGAUACAGAAGUGAUUUUGUUGCGUCACUGAAUACUACUCAAAAUCUCCCAGGAUUGCAAUUCAUGCGGAAAGGCAUUGUUGGAGAUUGGAAGAAUCACUUUUCUUCCAAGCAAACCAAGAGAAUGAAUAGAAAAAUCUUACUUCAUCUGAAAGACACUGAAUUUUUACAAUGGAAUCAAGAUGAAUAAAUUUUAAUCAGUUCAAAAGAUCUCGCAUAUCAAAAAGACUAAAAUCAUUGUAUUUGCAAAAUUUUUUAUAACAUAUCUUAAUGAGAAUUGUAAUGUCAGCGAUAUGCAGCUAAAAUUGAGAAUCUGAAAAUUGCAUCGGUUAAAAAAUUUUUGUAAC
Argiope bruennichi is the source of this 1283-nucleotide messenger RNA. Its product is annotated as sulfotransferase ssu-1-like. Gene Ontology annotation, molecular function: sulfotransferase activity. Gene Ontology annotation, cellular component: cytoplasm. Lineage: Eukaryota; Metazoa; Arthropoda; Arachnida; Araneae; Araneidae. Gene Ontology annotation, biological process: sulfation. The transcript has 2 exons. Bases 185 to 1126 code for a protein of 313 amino acids. The record is from RefSeq and is a predicted model, not a curated record.